AGAAUAAAGAUAUCAAAAACAAAUAUGGCAAGAGAAUCUCAAUCACCAUUUAUGUGAUUCAAUCAAGAAUUAGUGGCAAACCUAAUUCUCAGCCAUAUAUAUAUACAGCAAAGAUGUGCAGCCGCGGGGGGAUUGGCCGCAAAAAGUCUGGGCUGAAGAGCCGAAACCGAACGCAAAAUUUCAAGGAAAAACUCCACUUCGAAUUCAAGGUUUCACGCCAAUUCAAAGGGUUUGAAAAAUUCUAACACAUUCCUGAGACUAUUCUGAAACUAUUGCAAUCACCCUCAUCAAUCAUAACGUCCAGAACUGCUCUCUGUAGCUCUCGGUUUGCACUCCCUUUCUAUGAAUCGAAUUCUAUAAUUUAUGCGCUCUAAACAUGUUUUAAUGGUAUAUUCGGGAUCAUAAUCAUGUUUGCAAUCUUUCUGGAUAGUUUAAUUGGGUUUUGGAUGCAGGUUUAGAAGCACACCAUUGUUAGGUCACUGAAGCUCAAGAAUUGGGGAUUUAAGAUUUAGGAGGAAUUGGUCCGAAUUAAAGACACCAGUGAACUCAGUGGGGAAAAACGAGUCGAACCAUGCCCUCACCAUUAAUUUCUAUUGUGUAUUUCUUGAAUUUGAAAUUUGCAGGUCUUGUAGCUACAUAUAUAAACCGUUGCUAAAGGUCUGUGCAUUUGAGGAAAAAAACGCAGAAGAAGAAGGAGAAAAGCACGACGCUAUGAGUUGUUUUUUUUUAAAACUUUCAUGUCGUUUUUAAGGUUCAUCUGGUAUAAGCUUCAAUGCAAUAUCAACAAGUGAAGCUUGGCGCGUUGGCAAAGGGAACAGCCUUAAUACCUAGCACACCUGGGUUCGAUACCUGGGUAUUGCAAUUUUUUAAAUUCGUUUUGUUAAAAUAUGCUCACAGAUCUAGCGUGCGCGCAUUAUAAGGGCUUACGGUGUGCCCUCAUCCUGCUGCCACCGGAUAUCUCUAGAGCCAUAUCCAAGGGAUCAGAAUGCAGCUCCAUGGUAUACCUUCAAUAGCUCACCACACAAGAUGAUUGCCAGGUAUAAAGACUAGUAUUAAAGUAAUAUUGGUUAUUGUUUGCCUCCGCUGUAAAAACGAAAGUUUUUGAAUGCUGUCGUUCACUGCGUUUUAUCUCCCUGAACGAAAAAACAAAAACACGUCGCUGCAACCAUGGAACACCCUCAAGCAACCAUGGAACACGGCGCUGCAACGGCGUCACUACCAGACGCUUUUCUCCACUUCUUAGAAUCCAACGGAAUCGACCCAUCCAUUUACACUUCAAUUGAUUCCACUCCACGAUACAUUCGGUUGAAACCCGGUUUUGAAGAUUGUAUUGAAGAUGUUGAAUCAGAAGUUAAAUGUAAACCCGAAAAAUUGGAAUGGUUGCUAGGGUUUUACACUCUUCCACCUCAUAUUCAAAUUGCUAGCACUAAGGCAUACCAAGAAGGAAAGAUAUAUGGUAUUGAUGCAUCUUCUGGAGCUGCUGUUAUGGCUUUAGGUAUAGAACCUGGGGAUCAUGUGUUGGACCUAUGUGCUGCUCCUGGUGCUAAACUUUGUAUGAUACUAGACCUUCUUGGUGAUUCGGGCUCCGUAACUGGAGUUGAUGCUGCAAGGCAUCGAUUGGCAGCAUGUAGAACAAUGCUGCAGAAGUAUAAACUGGGUGAUAGAUGCCGGCUUUUUGUUGCUGAUGGAACAACAUUUUCAGUUAUUCCCGGGGGGUUUCGUUCUGAUUCUGAAUCAUGUGAGUCUAGAUUGGAAGAAAGAAUGGACGAAUUCAAGGAGUGGACAUCUAGAAGACCAUGGAAAGAAAGGAAAAAAGCAAAGAAGUGUGGCACUCCACAAGUGGUGUCUAAGUCUCACCCUCCUGAACUCAUAUAUUAUGGACGACAUUCUGGAGUUAUUGGUCUUACUAAAGGAGAAUUAUAUAAGACUGUAUCUGAAAAUGAGACUGCAGGCUAUGGCUAUGACAAAGUCCUUGUGGAUGCAGAAUGUACUCAUGAUGGUUCAGUUAAACAUAUUCAGAAGUUUGAACAUUGGGGCUGGGUAACUCUUCAACGUCGUGUGCUGGAUGCUGAGAGGACGGAUAGUUUACAUGCUCUUCAGCUGAAUCUUCUCACCAACGGCUUCAGACUACUAAAAGUUGGAGGAUCACUCGUCUAUAGCACUUGCAGUUUAACUGUUGCACAAAAUGAAGACGUGGUAGAACAGUUCUUGAAGGAAAAUAUAACCGCCGAGUUGACAGAGAUAGAUGCUGCCAGAAAAUGGCCUUGCAAGGGUGGCCGCAUACAAAAAACAUGGCGAUUUGACCCAUUAACAUCACAAACUAGUGGACUCUUUGUGGCAAAAUUUAGAAAAGUAGUCAUUUGAACAUCACAAACUAGAAUAUAUUUUUUCAUAGCCUACCACAGUUAUAUUAGAAGUUUUUUUUUUUUUUUUGGUGGGAAGUUAUAUUAGAAGAUUUGAUACAAUAGAUAUUUUGUUAUUAUUACUACUAUUAUUAUUAUUUUGAUGAAAUAUAAAUCAUUGAAAAAAUACCGGUUUAAAAAUCA
Molecule: messenger RNA, 2546 nt
Organism: Vicia villosa (hairy vetch)
Lineage: Eukaryota; Viridiplantae; Streptophyta; Magnoliopsida; Fabales; Fabaceae
Exons: 10
Coding region: 1168-2364 (398 amino acids)
Biological process (GO): RNA methylation
Molecular function (GO): methyltransferase activity
Source: RefSeq, a predicted model, not a curated record